Messenger RNA from Purpureocillium lilacinum, 1461 nucleotides. RefSeq lists its product as uncharacterized. Gene Ontology annotation, biological process: amino acid transmembrane transport. Gene Ontology annotation, molecular function: L-amino acid transmembrane transporter activity. Lineage: Eukaryota; Fungi; Ascomycota; Sordariomycetes; Hypocreales; Ophiocordycipitaceae. The record is from RefSeq and is a predicted model, not a curated record.
AUGCUCGACCGCAUCACCACUACGCCGGCUGGUGCCGCCGAGAACCCCAAGGAUGGGCAGGAGAGCACUCGCAAGCCGUCGGCAGAGGUCCAUCGCGCGCAGCCGGCCUCGGGCGAAUCGACCGACAACGACAUCCUUGGCGAGACGAGCGACGAGCUCCGCGACGACAGGCUGAAGCAGAUCGCGGCCGAGGGCAAUGCGCACUUCCAUCGCCUUGGCUGGAAGCGUCUUGCGAUUGUCACCAUCGUUGAGGCCGUUGCCCUUGGCGCCCUCAGCCUGCCCUCGGCGUAUGCUACGCUCGGCAUGUUCCCUGGCGUGUUCCUCACCAUUACGCUGGGCAUGCUCGCCAUCUUCACGGCAUACAUCGUCGGCCAGGUCAAACUGGCGUACCCCGAGAUUUCACACUACGCCGAUGCCGGACGGGUUCUUUUCGGCCGCUUCGGCUACGAAUUGUUUGGCGCUGGCCUCGUUCUCGAGCUGGUCAUGGUGGUCGGCUCCCACGCACUUACCGGCAGCAUCGCGCUGAGCAACCUCAAUGGCGGACAUGUCUGCUCCAUCGCCUUCUCCGCCAUUUCGGCCGUCAUUCUCCUGAUUCUCGCAAUUCCGCCCUCCUUCACCGAGGUCGCCAUCCUGGGCUACAUCGACUUUGGAUCUAUCCUUGCGGCCGUCGCCAUCACCAUCAUCGCAACUGGCAUUCAGGCCCACGAUGCCCCGGGUGGCCUCUCAGGGGUGGAAUGGUCCGCCUGGCCCAAGGAGGAUGUUAGCUUCACCAAGGCUUUCGUCGCUGUGAGCAACAUUAUCUUUGCCUUUAGCUUUGCGAUCGGACAGUUUUCCUUCAUGGACGAGAUGCACACGCCUAAGCAUUACAUGAAGUCCAUCUGGGCAUCCGGCUUUGCCCAGAUCGCCAUCUAUACCCUGACUGGCGCGCUCUGCUAUGCCUUUGUGGGCAAUAGCGUCCAGUCUCCCGCGCUCUUGUCGGCGGGCCCGACCAUCUCGAAGGUCGCCUUCGGAGUAGCCCUCCCCGUCAUCUUCAUUUCCGGCUCGAUUAAUUCGACCGUGGCGCUGCGCUAUAUCCACGGGCGCGUGUGGAAGAAGUCUAUUGUGCGGUACAUCAACACGUCGAAGGGAUGGGCCGCAUGGAUUGGCGAGGUGACCGUGUUCACGAUUAUCGCGUGGGUCAUUGCUGAGGCAAUUCCCAUCUUCUCGGACCUGCUUUCCCUCGCCUCGGCGUUGUUUGUGUCGGGAUUCUCAUUCUGGAUCCCUGCUAUCAUGUGGUUCAAGCUGCUCUGCAAGGGCCAUUGGUUCUCCAGGGAGAACUGCCUCAUCAGCUUGGGCUGCAUCCUGGCCUUUAUCGUGGGAGUGGUGACGCUAGGUGCGGGUACCUACGCGACCAUUGACGACAUCAUUAAGAUGACUCGCGAUGGAACUGCUCAUGAGCCCUUUGCAUGCCGACGGAGUUAG